CGGGGAUAUCAAAAGUCGAAGUUGCCGCUAAGGCGAAGUCUUCGUUGGCAACGCGAUGCUUCCAAGCAUCGGGCUUCUUCGGAGAUCGAGAGUCUGGGUUGUUGAGAAGGCGGUAGUUGUCACUGUACACAGUGCGGCGAGUACGCGGAGCGUCGAUGAUGUUCGACUCAUCAACAGCACUGGUGAUGUUGCGUGGAGCAACACGAGGUGCAGGUGGUGUAGACGGCGGCGAGGAAGGCGGCGUAGUUAGCGGCGAUGGAGGUGGAGACGGAGAACGGUCCGGAGGUGCGUGAUUGGCAGCUUUUGGCGGUGUAGGCUGAUUGACAGCAGAAGGCGGUGCUCGAUCGACCUCUUUUUCUUUCUCCCCCUCGAGCGACGACGCCGGAGCCUCAGGGAUGGCUGAAGACUCGGGUUUUGUCGAUGGAUCAAAAAUGAUAUUACGGCUGGUCUGGAUGGUGCGUGUUUCAGCGUUAUAGUACCGCAGGGAAUGUGACUCAUCGCCAAUUCCAGUAAAAGUGAAGGGGCGUGUCUUCGAGUCGAUUUUCGCUCGCUUCCCGUCCUGCUGCAACACCCAACAUGGCGAUCCAAACCCUUGGAGCGUGGAGACGUCGGGUUUGCGACCCCAGAAGGCUUCGUCCGGGGUAAUGAGGGAGGGAAGGGCACGGGUCGGGGAUCGGUUCUUCAGGUACGUUGCAUAUGCGACCGCUUCAGACCACAGAGAUAAUGGGGAGUUGUAGGCUCCCAACAUAGCACGUGCGCGCUCAAUUAGUGUCCGGUUUAGGCGUUCUGCCACGCCGUUUUGCUGCGGAGAGUAUGGCGCGGUCAACUCGAGCCGGAUUCCUCGCUCCCGGAGGAAGGUCCGAACAUCGUCGUUGACAUAUUCACCCCCGUUGUCACAGCGGAAGGCUUUAACGCGCUUCCCUGCCUGUGUCUGUAUGUAUUCCACGUAGUCGCGCAUCCGAUCCUUGACGUCUGACUUCCGUUUUAGGAAGUAGAGCACUGUUCGUCGUGUUGCAGCGUCCGUAAAUGAGACGUAGUAUCGGGAACCAUCAAUGGCAAUCACGCGCGAGGGUCCCCACACAUCGGUGAAGGUCAGGUCACCGAUUUCGGUGUAUUGACUGUCAGAUGCUGGUGGGAACGGAGUGACGUGGGACUUGGCUUUGACGCAAGUCUCGCAGAAGGUUGAUGCAGGUACGGAUUCGUCUACAUUCAGCCCAGUAACCAUCUGCUUAUCCCGCAGAGUCUUCACAGAUGCAUGCUGAAUGUGCCCGAGGAUCCGAUGCCACUUGUCCCAAGUGUGAGUGGGUGCCGACGAAGGUUUCGAUGGUAGGGCAACAGUGGGAGUGGGUCGGCUGGGCGGAGAACGAGCAGAGCGAGUGAUGCGGACCUUGUAGAGUCCGCCAAUCAAGGUACCACGCAUGAUUUCGUACGAUUUGGGUCCAGGAGAAUGGAUUUUCAUUGUGUCACCCUUCAUUUGGACUGAGCAGCCCGCGGAAGUGAGUCGGCCAAGAGAGAUGAGGUUGUAAGGAGCAUUUGGAACGUGCAUAGAGUCCCGAAGUGAGAUGUCGUAGGCUUUGGUGCCGACAUGAGAAGAGAUUUCUACGGUGCCACUGCCGGGGCUCGAAGAUUGUCCAAAUCCGGUAACGUUGGUGCCAGGCGUCUCGAGGUACGAGGAAAAAAGCGUUUUAUUGAUUACUAUGUGUCGUGUAGCUGCGCUAUCAGCUAACCAAACGUCCAAGCCCGUUGCGGGCGGUAACGACGCAGCGGCAAAAGCGAAAGCGGGCGCAUCAAAUUGCGCUUCUUCAGUCACGUGUGCCCGGCCCGAAUUCCAUCCUCUUCCUCCUCCCCCUCCUUGUCCAUUUCGGCGUUUCUGCUCCUCCGUAAACGUCUUUCCCGCCUUCGUGUCCCGACAGUCAGCAAUAACGUGCCCCCGGCGACCACAACCGUAGCAUGACAGGUUCGUUGAGAACUUGCCAGUCUUGGCGGAUCGAGCUGGUAGGGCGACAUCAUCGGAAGUCGGCUUGGCUUUGCGCUGGCGGUCCCGUUCGAGGAUCCGCGCAAUGAGUGGGGCGGAGUCGGUGAAGGAGCUGGUGUCGACACUUUGGAUGAAAGUGUCCCAGGAGUCAGGGAGUGAGGUGAGGAGAGUCGUGCAGAACUCAUCCUCGUCGAAGCGCGACCCAAGCGUCAUGAGCUGAGUACGUAACGAGGUAAGCUUCCGAAUGUGUUCCUCGAUGUCUCCCCCUUCGGCGCACACGAGAUGGAGGAGUUUCCGACGGAGGAGGACAAUUGCAUAGGCACCCCGUGGGCGGUACAUUUUUUCAAGUACGUCCCAUGCCUCUUUUGCCGAGCUUGCGUUGGUGAUGUAAACUAGCGGACCAUCGGUUACACGGAGACGGAUUGCAGAGAGGGCCUGGCGGUCCUUGCGCUCCCAUUCGCUGGCGGUUGCGGUGGAGACAGUGAUGGAGGAUGUGAUGGUGGUCGUGGUGCCGUCGGGGUUGGUGAUGGUGAUGGGUGGAGGGACGCGACUGCCGGGCUUCAGGAGCCGGCCUUUCGGGUAGUCGUCAAGCUGGAGGUCGGUCAAGAUGUCCGUGAUCUUGACGGCCCAGGUCUGGUAGUUUUCCUCGCCGAGGAGAUGUUGAAUCCGGUAGGCAGAUGUAGAUGCGUCAGUCGACAUUGUAGUAAAUGUGAUUUAACACGCAGUGAAAAUUAAAUCGUUUUGAGCUGAUUAGGCUAGUGCUUGAUACGCGAUGGGUAAAGCAGAUGCGAGAGAUGUUCAGUUACGGCCGGGGCCCAUAACCUGAUGAACAGACGAGAAUCUGAGUGGGAUAAAAAUCUAUAUUGUGCUUGGGAUUUCUCCCGAUUUAUAUAGUACAUAGUCGUGUAUCGGAAAAGUAAUUCUACUGCCUUAUAUAUUUGUAUCUGACUGAGUCGUGCAUCAGUAAGAUGCUUUGAGAACAUUCGGGAAUGAUCUUGAUGCAAAGGCACAGCAUUCCUGUUAAUACUCAAUAAUAACUGAUUCGCGACGAGAACCGCGAGCAGGGGAUGGGCUGCGAUGCUUGCGAUGAUAAAUGGGGUGGUCGUAAACGGAGCGUAGCGUCUGAUUCCUCCGAGAUAGCUUGACAGUAAAGCGGACGUCGCGGGUGAUGUAUAUGAGGUGAACAGUGGCAAAUGUAACAGUACAGUUCUUACAUAGAAGAUAGAGACGAAGAGGCCUGCGCUGGCAAAGUACACGGAGCUGCGUGAUGAUGGGUCGUGAGAGUGCACACCGAGACAAUGCGGUCCACGUUUGAUCCCGUUGCUAGAACUUGACGUGGGUGCACCCCAAAGAGCACUCUGGAGACGAAAAGCAGCGCGAUAGCAUUUCCACGACCCACACUUCGAUCCGCUUGGCAGAAGGAUCGCAGCAUCCUGCUACCUGGUGCGUCGAGAGAAGAAUGCUUGUCAUCCAACCCCUUCUCUGAUGCACACUUGAAAUUUGUAUGCAAGACGAGAACCAAAGCGCUGAACGGGACAUUCUGAUCCUUCGGGCUGGUACACAAGAUGGGGGCAACGGGAUUAGGCUGUCCAGAGGGUAUUUCGUACAAGAUAGACAAGAGAGGUGCUUCAUUUCAAGCCGGAUUCAGGAAUUGAUUGUUUUCCAGUAAGAGAGUGCAAGAGGCUCGAGCGCGUUUGAUAACGUCGAUACGAGACAUGGACAAACAACGCGUGCUCUCCUCCUCCUUUCUGGCCAAUGGUGGCUCAAACCCGGCACGGGGCUGUGUCGUCCCCGAAGAAGCUCGCAUUCCGCGAGAAACUCGUCGGCAAGGGCCAGACCACGGACGUUCUCCUCAAAAAGCUUCAGACCUUGCAUCGUGAACUAGCGGACCUCGAGCAAGACCACAUCGACCCAGCCUCUCUCAAUGGUGUACGCAAGGAGCUCAUCGACAAAUACAUUCUACUCCACAAGGAUCGAGGCGUCAAAGCCUAUGCCGCGUGCUGCCUCGCGGACAUCCUCCGUCUCACAGCCCCAGACGCACCGUACACUCCGGGCGAACUACGCGAUAUCUUCCAAUUCUUCUUUCGCCAACUCAGCAAAGGACUCCUAGCCUCCGACUGUCCGUACUACGCUCAAUUCUUCCAUCUUCUGGAGUCGUUGUCGACCGUGAAGAGCGUGGUCUUGGUGUGCGACUUGCCGAACGCGGAGGAGCUCAUGACCGAGAUCUUUCGCGAAUUCUCCGCCAUCGUGAAACGGGACCUGGCGCGUAAAGUGGAGAUGUUCCUGGGGGAGAUCCUCGUGGCGCUCAUAGACGAGUGCCAGGUGUUGCCUGGGGCGGUUCUGGAGAUUCUGUUGGCACAAUUCAUGGACAAGAACGCACGCAAAGAGAACGCGCAAUACCGGCUAGCGGUGCAUGUGUGUACCGCCACGGCCGAUAAACUCCAACGCCAUGUUGCACAGCAUUUCACGGAACACAUCGUGUCCGAGCACGACGACGACGACUUUGACGACAUCCGCACCGAGCACGAACUCGUCCAGCGUCUUCACGCGGCGUGUCCCGAAGUCCUGGUCACCGUCAUUCCUCAGCUGGAAGAAGAGUUACAAACGGAGGAGGUGCAGCUCCGGCUUAUCGUCACCGAGACCCUCGGCGAGAUGUUCGCAGAGCCAACCCAUGGGCUGACGCUAACGCGCAAGUUCCCGAUGACGUGGAAUGUGUGGCUCAAGCGCAGGAACGACAAGUCGUCCGCUGUGCGCAUCAAGUUCAUCGAAGCGUCCUCUGCACUUCUUGUACGCGCCAGUGCAAGCUCAGAGCAAAGGGCCGCAGUCGAGGAAGCUUUGACGACCAAACUCCUAGACCCGGACGAGAAAGUGCGGGCUGCAGUCUGCCGAGUAUAUUCAAGCAUGGACUACGAGACUGCAUUGCAUCACGUCAAGGUCGAUCAGUUGAAAGCUGUGGCUGGCCGCAUGUUGGAUAAGAAGCCUUCGGUGAGGGCGGAAGCUAUUCGAGCACUGGGGAAGCUUUAUGCCCUAGCAUAUCCUGAAAUAGAAAGCAAGGACAUGGCUGCCAUUGAUCACUUCGCCUGGAUCCCAAAUGACAUGUUUGCUGCAGUAGAUGAAGUGCUGGCAGAGUUCAUCCUGCCUUUGCCCACCCCGUCUUCUGCCGCGUCUAGUUCGAAGAGUGUUGAAGUCGAUGAAGCCGCCUGGACAGAUCGAUUACUUACUGUGAUGGCAUCUUUGGAUGAAGAACAGAGUGUAGCUUCUCUGUUGAGUUUCAGUACUCUUCAAAGAGCACGUCCGACGAUCUUUGAUCUCUUCGUCGAGAGCUGCAUAGCCAACAACGGUGGAGUGAUUGAUGAGAACGAAGACAGUGUCAAGUCCAAGCUUGCCAGUGUCAUCAAGUACAUCGCAAUGUCAUCGCCUGAUCCACUGAAGAUGGGAGAGGACCUGAACGCUUUUGCAAAGCUGAAUGAGCAGAGGCUCUACAAGUUACUUAAGACUUGUAUGGAUCCGCAGACGGAUCUCAAAGGGCUCGUCAAAGCCAGCACCGAGUUUCAUAAACGAAUGGACAAUGUCGCGCCAAAUCUGGUGUCCGCGAUGUCGUUCAUCGUUCGUCAAGCGUCCUUGCGAACAGUCAAUCAAUCUUCGAUCCCGACUCUGCUCAGGCGGUUGCAGAAGCCGAACACGGUCACAGCGGCCAACGCGGCGAAGCUGCUGGCCUUUGUUGCGAAACACUCCCCGAUAUUGUAUAAGAACCAUGUCGGAGAGUUGGCGAAGAGCAUCUCCGCUGCGGAGGAUGCGGCCGGGAAUCCUAAUUCCCGAUUAGUGGAGGUCGCCAUACAAGCACUAGCUGGACUAGUGCGUAUCGACGAGGGAUCAGUAGCCCUGGACAAGCGGACGUUUGAGCGCAUCAAGCAUCUUGCUCUUGAAGGCUCUCCUCGACAGGCCAAGUUCGCGGCCCGAUUCUUGACUUUUUCGAAAAAUAAGGACGCCGUCUGUGAUGAAGUCGUCGAGUCUAUCUGUGACGCUCUCGGAACGGCUUCUUCCGAGAUUCUUGUUGCGCACGUUGCAGUUCUGGCCCAGUUUGCACGGUUUGCGCCGAACUCAUUCGAGCACAAGAGCGAUGUGUUAAUGGAGUUCUUGCUGAAGCAGUUGUUGAUGGUGCCCACUGGUCGACUAGAUAAUGCGAUGGAAACCGAUGAAGAGUGGGCAGAGGAAGCCGAGGUCACGGAUAAUCUGCGUGCCAAGAUUCUGGCGCUCAAAGUAUGUCGGAAUCGCAGUCUGGCGCAUGCGAAAUCGGAUAAAGCGGUCGAAAUGGCGACCCCGGUGCUGAAAAUGCUGGCAACGAUUCUAGAGCUUGGUGGGUCGCUGGUUCCUGACGCAGACGAAGAUCUGAAGGUGAUGUCGCGGAUGCGUCUCCAGGCGGCGAUAUCGCUGUUACAUUUGGCAACGGUCCCGGCCUUUGCGCAAGCCAUCGCCCCGCGCUUCUUGAAGCUGGCGUUGACGGUGCAAGACACGUGCUUCAAUGUUCGCAUCACAUUCCUCAAGAGGCUUGUUUCGAUGUUGCACCCGCCUCGAUUGCCUCCCUACUUCAAUGUAAUUCCCUUCUUGACGGUACACGACCCCGAGCAGGAUGUUAAGACCCUGGCUUCCUCGUAUGUGACAGGUGUUGUCAAAAGGCUGCAGCCUGACCAGCGGAUGAAGCAUCUGGAGAUGAUGUUCCUGCGACUAUUGCACUUGCUGGCUCACCAUCCAGAUUUCGCCACCACCGUAGAUGAGAUGGUUGACACCGCAAAGUAUAUCAACUUUUAUCUUGACAUGAUCGCCAAUGCGGACACAAUCUCGUUGCUGUACCAUCUCGCGAUGAAGGCCAAGACCGUGCGAGAUGCCGAGUCGCAGCAGCACAGCGAGAAUCUCUACGUUGUGUCAGAGCUUGCACAGGAACUGAUCAAGUUGUAUGCCCAUCACCAUGGGCUCAACAUGACGACGUUCCCGGGCAAGGUCAAACUCCCAUCGGAUAUCCUGCGGCCCCUUCCAAAUGCAGAGACGUCGAAGAUGAUCAUGGAGACGGUGUACCUGCCGGCCGAGACCGCCGAAUGGAUCAAGACGCAGUAUACGACUCCUAAAGAGAAGAAGGAGAAGGAACGAAAGGAGAGGGUGCCGACGAAGCGGAAAGCACCGGCCAAGCCGAACGGGACGACCAAGCGACGGAAAAAGCGGCAUUCGGCGGACUCGGACGAGGAUGAGUUUGGAUCGGACCUGUCUGAGGACGAUGUGAAGUCGUCGGAACCACCGGCCGUGGAGGAUUCGAGCGAAGACGAGGAGGAGCAGGACGGAGAGGAGAAGCUAGGAAGAGGGCAGCGGACAAGGGCCAAGCGUAAGCAAGCGAAAGCUGCUGCCAGGAACUUGCGGACGCGUCGGGCCACUACUCCAUCCUCUGAUUGACGAUAUGUUUCUGCUUUUCUUUUUUUUUAUACUCUCGCGUGUAAUUUGUGUGCCUGCUAUCAUCACCCAGCAUCUGUCGUGUACUCGUAUCUUUGCCUGCCCACCUGCUCGUCUGUUGUGCACUUGCAUCUCUGAUAUUUGCUGUCGAAUAUACAUAGUGUUAUAUGCAUGCCAUGCAUCAGGCUUUGGUUCUGGAGGUUGCUUGGUGCGCUGAAAGGCAUCGCAGCUUUGGGGAUUGGGACUUGGGCUAGAGCAGAUGCUUGUCUGCGAGCAGAGCGCACAUGGCGGAGAACGGCGAUCAGCUGAUGGGGUUUGUUUCCGACGUCAGGCUCACAGUUAGCUGCCCGCUCGUCUUCGCACUGCGAACGAGAGAGGCGGCCGUCCGUCUGGAAUUGGUAGUACCACUUUUCGUGCGGAUCAGAAGUGGAGAUGGUGCCGAUCCAUGGCUGAGUCUGCUUGCGUACCGUGCUUGAGAUCUACCAGUAGGGGUCCCGGAUGCCGCCGACAUCCGGGAGAGGAGUUUUGACACAAGAGUCUGGGCUCCGUGGUCCUUAUUUUAUUCUUCCGCUCAUCAACCUACGAGGUUCUUAAUCAACGCAAAGGUAUGCGAACCAGAGUAAACAGCGCUAGGUUAGUGCUGCGUUAUGGAAUAUGAAUCUUCCCCGCCAACCAGGCGCUCUCUGUCUAGAA
Messenger RNA from Mycena citricolor, 8107 nucleotides. The record is from the annotation of a GenBank genome assembly. Lineage: Eukaryota; Fungi; Basidiomycota; Agaricomycetes; Agaricales; Mycenaceae.